Messenger RNA from Saccharomyces kudriavzevii IFO 1802, 1524 nucleotides. RefSeq names its product mitogen-activated protein kinase kinase MKK1 (gene MKK1). The transcript has a single exon. Bases 1 to 1524 code for a protein of 507 amino acids. The record is from RefSeq and is a predicted model, not a curated record. Gene Ontology annotation, molecular function: ATP binding; MAP kinase kinase activity. NCBI's taxonomy places the organism in Eukaryota, Fungi, Ascomycota, Saccharomycetes, Saccharomycetales, Saccharomycetaceae. Gene Ontology annotation, biological process: regulation of fungal-type cell wall organization; cell integrity MAPK cascade; protein phosphorylation.
AUGGCUUCACUAUUUAGACCCCCAGAAUCAACGAAGGGCAACCCAAAUUCGCCUAGACUGAAACUGCCUCUCCUGAAGAACAAUCAACUAAAUGAGAGUAGUAUAUUCUCAAGAUCGAACGGGAGUUCCACCUCAGUGAGCGGUCGCACUCCAGAGCCACUAACCUCCUCCACAUCGACACUUUUUUCUCAAAAUCGACUCUAUUCGAGCGAUUCUUCAAUGACUUUGAACACAAUCAAGAAGAGACCUGCUCCGCCGUCAUUGCCUUCUUUGAGCACAAGCACACAAUCCAAGCACAAAACGCGACCCCAACUCGUUCCUAUUGCCGAUGUGCCAGACUCUAGGCAGGAAUUAGGGUUGGAGCAGAAUGUACUAGCGGCAAGCGAGUUGUCAGAUAGGAAAGACAUGACUUGUUCGUCAAUGGCAAGCCCAUUAUCACAUGCGAACACCUCUUCUCCCUAUCUCAGAAAUGAUUUGAACAGUUCUGUGGAAUUAGAUCUUUCAAAUUUAAUAUCGGCAUAUGAACAGAGUUCAAGUCCAAUUAAACCACUUUGUCAGCCUGCGGCAUUUUCUGAAUCAUAUACAGACUUGAACAGAGUCCAAGACGUUGAUCAAUUGGACGAAAAUGGUUGGAAAUAUACAAAUUUAAAGGAUAGAAUAGAGUCACUAGGUAUCCUAGGAGAGGGCGCCGGUGGCUCCGUAUCCAAGUGUAAGCUGAAAAAUGGCUCCAAAAUAUUUGCUUUGAAAGUGAUUAAUACAUUAAAUACGGAUCCCGAGUACCAAAGGCAAAUCUUUAGAGAAUUACAGUUUAACAGAAGCUUCCAGUCCGAAUACAUCGUACGGUAUUAUGGAAUGUUUACAGAUGACGAAAAUUCUUCGAUAUACAUUGCAAUGGAAUACAUGGGCGGCCGAUCUUUGGAUGCAAUUUACAAAAACUUGCUAAAACGUGGAGGCAGGAUCAGUGAGAAGGUCCUCGGGAAAAUAGCAGAAGCAGUGCUAAGAGGACUGUCCUAUCUGCAUGAAAAAAAAGUUAUUCAUAGAGAUAUCAAACCACAAAAUAUUUUAUUGAAUGAAAAGGGACAAGUAAAGCUUUGCGAUUUUGGAGUCAGUGGAGAAGCCGUGAACUCACUGGCUACAACAUUCACCGGAACCUCCUUCUAUAUGGCUCCGGAAAGAAUUCAAGGCCAACCAUAUAGUGUUACAUCUGAUGUAUGGUCACUUGGACUUACAAUUUUAGAAGUGGCGAACGGUAAAUUUCCAUGUUCUUCAGAAAAGAUGGCAGUAAAUAUAGCUCCAUUUGAACUAUUGAUGUGGAUCUUGACAUUUACUCCUGAAUUAAAGGACGAGCCCGAAUCCAAUAUCAUAUGGAGCCCAUCAUUUAAGUCUUUUAUUGAUUAUUGCUUGAAGAAGGAUAGUCGUGAACGUCCUUCUCCAAGACAAAUGAUAGGCCACCCCUGGAUAAAGGGGCAAAUGAGAAAAAAGGUCAAUAUGGAAAAAUUCAUCAAGAAAUGCUGGGAAGAUUAA